Pongo pygmaeus (Bornean orangutan) is the source of this 4198-nucleotide messenger RNA. It is a transcript of the gene CLSTN3, whose product is annotated as calsyntenin 3. Gene Ontology annotation, molecular function: calcium ion binding. The transcript has 20 exons. Gene Ontology annotation, cellular component: postsynaptic membrane; cell surface. NCBI's taxonomy places the organism in Eukaryota, Metazoa, Chordata, Mammalia, Primates, Hominidae. Gene Ontology annotation, biological process: positive regulation of synapse assembly; homophilic cell-cell adhesion; positive regulation of synaptic transmission. The record is from RefSeq and is a predicted model, not a curated record. Bases 373 to 3315 code for a protein of 980 amino acids.
ACUCAGGUCAGUUAUAUCACAGUCCUUCACAGGGCACCUGGAUUUGCCCACCAGAUCUCCUCACCUCUUGCCGUUCACCUCCUGCUGUACAUACAAGGUCUCCCCGAUUCUCAUCUGCCCAUAAUCAUGGACACAGCCCCAGGAUGUGCAGGGUCGAGCUCCCACCCUCUUGGAGAUGCCUCUGAAGCUGCAUAGUCCUUUCCUGAUGCUUGUGCUCCCUUAGGGGGUCUCCAGGCCUCUUGGUGGGGUCUGGCCCCUGGAGAAGUGUGGUCGAGUGGAGGAUGGGGACCUGCAGUGGCCAUGAUCUGGACGCCCACAUCACAGGGAGUUUUGAGGGAUUGAGCCCACUUUAGCUUGGGUCUUAAAACCACCAUGGUGGAAUCCGCAGACUGGAGGCUCCCAGGGAAGGCAAACGCCCGGCCCUGCCCUGCCCCACGCCGCACCAUGACCCUCCUGCUGCUGCCCCUUCUGCUGGCCUCUCUGCUCGCGUCCUGCUCCUGUAACAAAGCCAACAAGCACAAGCCAUGGAUUGAGGCAGAGUACCAGGGUAUCGUCAUGGAGAACGACAACACAGUCCUCCUGAAUCCACCACUCUUUGCUUUAGACAAGGAUGCCCCACUGCGCUAUGCAGGUGAGAUCUGCGGCUUCCGGCUCCAUGGGUCCGGGGUGCCCUUUGAGGCUGUGAUCCUUGACAAGGCGACAGGAGAGGGGCUGAUCCGGGCCAAGGAGCCUAUGGACUGCGAGGCCCAGAAGGAACACACCUUCACCAUCCAGGCCUAUGACUGUGGCGAGGGCCCCGACGGGGCCAACACCAAGAAGUCCCACAAGGCCACUGUGCAUGUGCGGGUCAACGAUGUGAACGAGUUUGCCCCAGUGUUUGUGGAACGGCUGUACCGUGCGGCUGUAACAGAGGGGAAGCUGUACGAUCGCAUCCUGCGGGUGGAAGCCAUUGACGGUGAUUGUUCCCCCCAGUACAGCCAGAUCUGCUACUAUGAGAUUCUCACACCCAACACCCCUUUCCUCAUUGACAAUGACGGGAACAUUGAGAACACAGAGAAGCUGCAGUACAGUGGUGAGAGGCUCUAUAAGUUUACAGUGACGGCUUAUGACUGUGGGAAGAAGCGGGCAGCAGAUGAUGCUGAGGUGGAGAUUCAGGUGAAGCCCACCUGUAAACCCAGCUGGCAAGGCUGGAACAAAAGGAUCGAAUAUGCACCAGGUGCUGGGAGCUUGGCUUUGUUCCCUGGUAUCCGCCUGGAGACCUGUGAUGAACCACUCUGGAACAUUCAGGCCACCAUAGAGCUGCAGACCAGCCAUGUGGCCAAGGGCUGCGACCGUGACAACUACUCAGAGCGGGCGCUGCGGAAACUCUGCGGUGCUGCCACUGGGGAGGUGGAUCUGUUGCCCAUGCCUGGCCCCAAUGCCAACUGGACAGCAGGACUCUCGGUGCACUACAGCCAGGACAGCAGCCUGAUCUACUGGUUCAACGGCACCCAGGCAGUGCAGGUGCCCCUGGGUGGCCCCAGUGGGCUGGGCUCUGGGCCCCAGGACAGCCUCAGUGACCACUUCACCCUGUCCUUCUGGAUGAAGCAUGGCGUAACUCCUAACAAGGGCAAGAAGGAAGAGGAAACCAUCGUAUGUAACACUGUCCAGAAUGAGGACGGCUUCUCUCACUACUCGCUGACUGUCCAUGGCUGUAGGAUUGCCUUCCUCUACUGGCCCCUGCUUGAGAGUGCCCGCCCAGUCAAGUUCCUCUGGAAGCUGGAGCAGGUCUGUGAUGAUGAGUGGCACCACUACGCUCUGAACCUUGAGUUCCCCACAGUCACACUCUACACCGAUGGCAUCUCCUUCGACCCUGCCCUCAUCCAUGACAAUGGCCUCAUCCACCCACCCCGAAGGGAGCCUGCUCUCAUGAUUGGGGCCUGCUGGACUGAGGAGAAGAACAAAGAGAAGGAAAAGGGAGACAACAGUACAGACACCACCCAAGGAGACCCUUUGUCGAUCCAGCGCUACUUCCAUGGCUACCUGGCUGGUUUCAGCGUGCGCUCAGGUCGCCUGGAGAGCCGCGAGGUCAUCGAGUGCCUCUAUGCAUGUCGGGAGGGGCUGGACUAUAGGGAUUUCGAGAGCCUGGGCAAAGGCAUGAAGGUCCACGUGAACCCCUCACAGUCCCUGCUCACCCUGGAGGGGGAUGAUGUGGAGACCUUCAACCAUGCCCUGCAGCAUGUGGCUUACAUGAACACUCUGCGCUUUGCCACACCCGGCGUCAGGCCCCUGCGCCUCACCACUGCUGUCAAGUGCUUCAGUGAAGAGUCCUGCGUCUCCAUCCCUGAAGUGGAGGGCUAUGUGGUGGUCCUUCAGCCCGAUGCCCCCCAGAUCCUGCUGAGUGGCACUGCUCAUUUUGCCCGCCCAGCUGUGGACUUUGAGGGAACCGAGGGCGUCCCUUUGUUCCCUGAUCUUCAAAUCACCUGCUCCAUUUCUCACCAGGUGGAAGCCAAAAAGGAUGAGAGUUGGCAGGGCACAGUGACAGACACACGCAUGUCGGAUGAGAUUGUGCACAACCUGGAUGGCUGUGAAAUUUCUCUGGUGGGGGAUGACCUGGACCCCGAGCGGGAAAGCCUGCUCCUGGACACAACCUCUCUGCAGCAGCGGGGGCUGGAGCUCACCAACACAUCUGCCUACCUCACCAUUGCUGGGGUGGAGAGCAUCACUGUGUAUGAAGAGAUCCUGAGGCAGGCUCGUUAUCGGCUGCGACACGGAGCUGCCCUCUACGCCAGGAAGUUCCGGCUUUCCUGCUCAGAAAUGAAUGGCCGUUACUCCAGCAAUGAAUUCAUCGUGGAGGUCAAUGUCCUGCACAGCAUGAACCGGGUUGCCCACCCCAGCCACGUGCUCAGCUCCCAGCAGUUCCUGCACCGUGGUCACCAGCCCCCGCCUGAGAUGGCUGGACACAGCCUGGCCAGCUCCCACAGAAACUCCAUGAUACCCAGCGCCGCAACCCUCAUCAUUGUGGUGUGCGUGGGCUUCCUGGUGCUCAUGGUCGUCCUGGGCCUGGUGCGCAUCCAUUCCCUUCACCGCCGCGUCUCAGGGGCUGGCGGGCCUCCAGGGGCCUCCAGUGACCCCAAGGACCCGGACCUCUUCUGGGAUGACUCAGCUCUCACCAUCAUUGUGAACCCCAUGGAGUCCUACCAGAAUCGGCAGGCCUGUGUGACGGGGGCUGUUGGGGGCCAGCAGGAGGAUGAGGACAGCAGUGACUCGGAGGUGGCCGACUCCCCCAGCAGCGACGAGAGACGCAUCAUCGAGACCCCCCCACACCGCUACUAAGGCCUGCACCUCUCCCCACGCAGAGGGAGAAUUCUGCCCUGGUGAAACAGACACUCCAGACAUGGGAGAAGGACUUUCUGGGAGAACAGAAACCAAGAGGGAGAGAGGCUUCAGAAUCAGUCCUCCUUUCAUCUCAAAACCCCAGCGGGCCCUCUGGAGUCCGCCCUGCCCCUCCCCCGGCCCCCUAUCCCUUGCCUCUGGGCUGUCAUUCUCCUGGUGUGCCCCUUGCACUGGGGCUGGCUGGGUUGGAAAGUGGGCUGGACUUCAGCUGCCUUUCUACCCCCAAUGGCAGCUGCCCCCUUAGCACUCACUGUGUUGGGGAGAGGGUGACGAUUGCAAUGGCUGGGGCUGGGGCUGGGGGUGGGAUUGAAGGAAACCCUCUCCUCUCCCCUUCCCUUCUCUUUCCUGUCCAUAGGAAGCUUCUCCCCCUCUGCAGGCCUCCCUCAGCUGGGCCGUCGUCCCUGCUUCUCUUAUGAUCGCCCCACCUCAUUUCCAUUUCAGUCUGGGGACCCCGUUUCUCCCUCCUUUCCAACUUCCUUCCUUUCUUGUCCUGUUUCCCUUCCUGCCCUUGCAGUCCUGAGGUCCUGCAGCCCCGGCCCCUCCUCUGUGACCUGGUGUGGCCAGGCUGCAGGGACGGGAGGGGACGUGGGGGCCCCGGGUGUAUAUAUAUAAUGUAUAUUUUUUCAAUGUUGUCGUGAGUGCAGCCCCUGUGUUCCCGUGUGCAGCUCACAGCCUUGUGUGUGUGUGUGUGUGUGUGUGUGUGUGUGUGUGUGUGUGUGUAUGAGGCAUCGUCAUGUCCUGGGGCAGGGGUGGGGGGAUGGGUGUGGUGAGGGAGGGGACAUAUCCUAGGGUUUUCAAAUAAAACAAUCAGAAAAAAAAAAAA